Molecule: messenger RNA, 1608 nt
Organism: Zasmidium cellare ATCC 36951
Lineage: Eukaryota; Fungi; Ascomycota; Dothideomycetes; Mycosphaerellales; Mycosphaerellaceae
Exons: 4
Coding region: 1-1608 (535 amino acids)
Source: RefSeq, a predicted model, not a curated record
AUGUGCCUGCUCCCGCCUCGCAAACCCCUGCUAAGGUUGCUACGAGCGUCGUAUACGGAUGGACCGCCCCCCCUUGCGAGCAGCCGUUGGAACUUGGACCCUGCACGGAAGGCGUGCAUACGCUGGAAGGAUGGAUGCUGCGAUAUCGAGCAGCCCUUACGACCAAGCGAGCGGGCCGGAUCCAGCGCAGCACAGCAGCACACCACCCAACCCCGCCGCUGGUGCUGCGCAACAGGGCUGAGAUUUUACCAAGCUCGUCGCGAAGUCGAUUACAAAGGCCCCCAGCCAGGAAUAAACCCAAAACGUGCAGCGGCAAAAGUCGUGACCGAGUGCGAGUUGCGAGAGUCGGUGAAUGGCACGUCAUGGCUGCAGGCCUGCCUCCUCCUAGUGUUGGCUUGUAUUGCGACCGGAGAUUGUGUGAAGCCGCCUUCCAUGCGCUUUGCAAAUGCUGUGCCUAAUCGCCCUGCUGGACGCGACAUGCCAUGGCUGCCGCAACGUCCACGCACCGCCAGCAGCAGCAGCAGACUCACGAUCGACGGUGGUGGUAUGCCGGACCGCGCCCUUGGCUCAGCAUCAGUCAGUCCAUCACGAUGCCGGCGGCCGACCGCGGGUCCGCAGGCGCUGCUGCUCCGUGGUGAAGAUUUCGCGAGGGCAUCCGCCGCGAGCUCUGCUCAGUGCUGUUGUGCGCUGCUUGCUGUUCCCGCUGAGACAUGGAGGUGUUGGAGGCCACGCGUAGCGCGAGCGGAGGGGUUGGAGGUUGCCCGUUUGGCCAGUGCCGCUUCGCGUUUGGCAUCUGUCUCCGCCUCAGGGCAGAUCCUGUGGCAGCGCGGCGACCACUGCUGCUGCUGCUGCGCCCUGGUGGCCGCCCUCACCACCUCACCGCUCUCCACGAGGGGGCAGCCCCUCGACGUGCUGGUUACCGCUGCGCGCCCUAGCAGGGCUCUGGAGUGGUAUGGGGAACCUGCAGUCAGCCCUACGCACGACGGUCCAGUAGAAAGGCGGCGCAGGCAGAGGAUUGUGCCAACGGCCGGUUUGUCAUGCUCCCCAAAUUUACCAGACGAAUCGUCCGCACGCUCGGCUGGUCCCGCUCUAGCGGUCGAUCACCACCAAGCAUCUCGGUGUGCACCCAGCCUUACGGAAGCCCUCUGCCACGUGGAGACGGGGUGCGACUCUGCUGCACCACUUCUCCGACUCGCACACGACCGCCAUGCUGCUGCGUUGGGCCCUCCAUCAAGCACUCUCGCACGCACGCCCUUCGACGCUCGCUUCGAACGAAACUGCAGCUCGCGUACCACUAACCACCGCGAGCCCUACACGCCUCCAGCACUGCAGGACACUGGCGCAGAGCAGGCGUCGUUUCGGGCAAUAGGUGAAAUCAUGCCCUCAGCCGCACCCGUCGGGAGACGCCUUUCAACUUUGACGCUUUUGGGGCGUCAAGAGCGAAAGGUUACAGCAAGUAGCUUGUCGCACGACCAAAAUCGCAGCAAAAUUAGCCCGGAUUGGAUGGAGGAGUGCGCAGUCACCACUACUACUCGCGCUGCAAGCUACUCCUUACAGAAGCACUGCAGAGGGCUUGGGCCAUCAGGCGAGAGUUUGUCACGACGAUAG